GUUAUCGUUAUACAGCAAGCUGAAUCUUUCGAGAAGCUCAAGGGCACACGUAGCACUGAUACUCAGCGAUGUGGCUACUCUUGUAUGCUUUAUGCUGUCCAUGAGGAUAAUCAAUUCGUCAUCAGAAAGGUUGUUUCGCAACAUAACCAUCAGAUUAUGCAAGAUCCUCGCGUGUAUGCUCUUAACCGUCGCUUAGAUGCAGUUCAACUUGAAAGAGUAUG
Molecule: messenger RNA, 221 nt
Organism: Rhizopus microsporus ATCC 52813
Lineage: Eukaryota; Fungi; Mucoromycota; Mucoromycetes; Mucorales; Rhizopodaceae
Exons: 1
Source: RefSeq, a predicted model, not a curated record